AGUCCAAAGAUGGGCAGCCUUCCCAUAUCAACUGAAUAUUUGCACAAAUCCUCAUAUGUGAACUGGUACAGGUUAAAAAUCCUUUUGCUGCGUAAACCAUGGAGUGCAACCAAAAUCAAACCAUAGAAGAAAUCGACGAGCGCAUCAACAACAACGCCACCAUCAUCAUCAAUGAAGAAGAAGAACAACAAAGCAAUAACACCACUCCAAGUUUCUCACCUUCAGAGGCAACCGUAAUGGACCCCAACCAACCCAUGAAGGAAGAGGACUUAACAGAUACGGAGCCACGAGAAUUUACCAACUCGACGCUCGUUCAUGGCCUCGUUCCAGUCAUGCCUGCUGCCCAAAUCAACCGCUCUUUUGUCCCCAAACGCCCAUCAAAAGACCGUCAUACGAAAGUAGAAGGCCGUGGCCGUAGGAUCCGCAUGCCUGCCACUUGUGCGGCCAGGAUUUUCCAGCUGACCAGAGAACUGGGUCACAAGUCCGAUGGUGAAACAAUCAGGUGGUUAUUAGAGCACGCGGAACCAGCUAUUAUUGAAGCCACAGGCACAGGCACGGUCCCUGCUAUUGCUGUUUCUGUUAAUGGCAGUCUCAAGAUACCAACUUCUUCAGGAAAACAAGAUGGCGACUUGCCAAGAAAACGUAGGAAAAGACCGUCAAAUAGUGAGUUUAUUGACGUUAAUGAGCAUCAAAGUUCAGUUUCUUCAGGGUUAGCACCAAUUGCGCCAGUGACUUUUAGCAGCGUCAAUGUGAAUUCGCAAGGGUUGGUUCCUUUAUGGCCUAUGGGUACUUUUGGUGUACUUCCUGCUGCUGCUGGUGGCGCGCCUGCUUCAAACCAGGCACAGUUAUGGGCGAUUCCAGCAACUGCAACACCGUUUUUCAACGUUGCAGGUCGACCAAUAUCUAGCUUUGUGUCUGCUAUGCAGCCAGAGGUCCAGGGUUCCAGCGUGGGCUUGAUGGGUUCGAGUGGUGUACCCAGUUCUAAUUCAGGGACUACAGGCGGGGCUGGGGUCAGCAGUAGUAGUAAUGGUAAUAGUAAUAGUACAACGCAGAUGCUUAGGGAUUUUUCUUUGGAGAUUCUUGAUAAGAGAGAGCUUCAAUUCUUGGGUCGUCCUGCAAAUCACCAAAGGCCAUGUUCAAAGCCUUAAGAAAAGGAGAAGGUUAGGCUUCUUGACUGUGAUCAUACAGAUUUAGAGUUUAGGGUUUUAGGAUGGUUUUUUUUGUUUUAUAUUUUGUAAUUGUAGGACUAAAGGGCAAAUGAAAUUGCAAAGAACAGCGAAGGGCUUUUGUCGUUUCAAUCUUUUGCUCGCCUCGUUUCAAUCUUUUGCUUGCCCGUCUAUUAUAUACCCUUUUUUUUAUCCAUUUGCUCCUCGGAAAUGGUUUUUGGGGAGAAAACUUUUCUCGUCCCACUGACGGUGGGGUCACGUGAUAUUGGGAUGUGCACGUGGAUGGUGGGUCUCAUAUUCUGGGGACGCGUGGGGCCAUAACAAGUGGGUCCUUUUCUGAAUGGUGGGUCAACAAGAACAGUUGAGGACUAGAGGCUAGAGAAGGGUGGUGGUGGCCCGUGGACGAAGCCGAUCGGUUUAAUGUGGGCCACACGUUAUUGUCACGCGAUGGAGGCACGUGUACCUAGGGAUGCGGAUCCCACCGAAACCAAAAUUUCUGAUGCUGAUCUUUUGCAUUGCGUUGGCGUUUCUAGUACUAGAAGGCUGCCUUGUGGUGGAUGCCUGGAUGGCCCUAACUUUUAACCCAACUUUUUAGGUCUGCUUUUUGGGCAGACUAGACUGGCCCCUGCUGACACGCGUCCUCCUCCGAGCUGUUCUUGUGGGGACCAGCUUCUUUCAGUGCUGGACACGUGGCUCUCUUUAAUGUCUCCAUUUGCUUUUAUUAUCAAGGGAAUGAUCACUAUCAUUCGUUUGAACAAAGUCCUUAUUGAUGGAUAUUCUCGCCCAUUUACACUUGGCAACAAUGAAAGAAAGGAUAUUCUCCCCUCAGAAAUUUGAUUCCAAAAUUCGGAUUUGUCCUUGCUCAUUUAAAUGGCAAUAAUUUGGAAGGCUUUGGCAUUGGGUUAGUUGUGGUUGCAUUAAUAAUUCCCUAGUCCGUAAGAUGAGAAGGUCACUCUCCAAUCUCAACCUCUAAUCUUUCAAUUACAUGGGUAUUGAAAUCAGGUUACCCUCGGUUGCUCUAUAGUCCUAGUUUGAAGAAUACACCACCUUUUAUUGGGGCAUGUAAAAACUCGAGGAGUUACUUUUCACUGAAUAUUUAGUAUGGAAAAGACAGUGGCCUUAGGUAUUAAUAACUUGGAGGCACAUUGCUUUUUUUACUUUUCCAAACACAA
This is a messenger RNA of Theobroma umbraticum, 2338 nucleotides long. Its product is annotated as TCP family transcription factor. NCBI's taxonomy places the organism in Eukaryota, Viridiplantae, Streptophyta, Magnoliopsida, Malvales, Malvaceae. Gene Ontology annotation, cellular component: nucleus. The record is from RefSeq and is a predicted model, not a curated record. Gene Ontology annotation, molecular function: sequence-specific DNA binding; DNA-binding transcription factor activity.